Cyclopterus lumpus (lumpfish) is the source of this 1730-nucleotide messenger RNA. Its product is annotated as dynein assembly factor 3, axonemal-like. The transcript is spliced from 12 exons. Gene Ontology annotation, biological process: motile cilium assembly; axonemal dynein complex assembly. Lineage: Eukaryota; Metazoa; Chordata; Actinopteri; Perciformes; Cyclopteridae. The coding region runs from base 66 to 1427 and encodes 453 amino acids. The record is from RefSeq and is a predicted model, not a curated record.
GUUGCCUAGCAGCAGAACUCAAACGUUCCGUUCAGACGGUGCCUGAGUACCUUCACACCGGGAGGAUGAGUGGCAAACGGGUAUCUGAGGGCGCCGGCUGCAUCACGUGGUGGGGCUUCAGUCCUGCGCGCGACCUGCUGAGUUUGGGCCCUGUGAGACUUGAAGAGGACUUCAAUGUUUUACUGGUUGGCAGUGGAGAUCCACGACAUAUUUUGAAGACCAUUUCUGUUUUGCAGAACCAGCAAAGCCUUCAUGUGUGGGUGAUAGAAGACAAGAUGGAGGUGGUGGCAAGACAGCUGCUGCUCCUCUACCUGGCCCUGAUGCCAAAGGAAACCAUGGGAAAUAAUGAGAAGACAGAGGUUUUCUUGGAGGUGUUUGGGAAUGGUGAGAUCCGCAGUCAGACAGAAGAGACGCUGAGACGUGCAGCAUCACAGCUCACUCUGUCUGUUACUGAAACACUGGAGAAAGCCACGCACCCCUCUCUGAACACAACUCUUCUCAAGUUCAAGGAGCGAGAUGAGCUGGCCAGGAUAUUCAAGUUGUGGAUCCAGCCUCGGCCUUCAUCAUCCUCGUCUGAGUGUGCUGCCCCUGUGUUAAUGUCCAAAGCCUGGGAUUAUCGGGUCCGGCAGCACCUUGGAACACGCUACGACUCCAAGAAGAACUGCUUCGACUGGGACCUCAAAAUGAAACUGCAUGAGAAAGGGUGCGGCGUCAUCAACAAACAACAAUAUACACAAUGGAGGGAACGGGGUUUGGCGUUCGAAAUGAGGGAAGGUGUCUACCAAACAACCAAUCCAAGUUUGCUCUCUUCCAGAGUGUUCUGUCAGAAAGGGGGAAAAGUGUCUUACACGGGCUACUGGGGGGACAUCGUUUCCAGUCCUUAUCUCUCCUUUGGCAUUGAAACUGAUGACAAGAGCCUGCUGAGGACACAGAAUGGCCAACACGUCAAGACAGCCCAGGAUAUUUCUGUUGCAAAUGUACAGGAAUUGUUCCAUUCCCUGUCCAGUAGACGGGGCUGUCCCAUCACCUCUCAGUCAGACGCAACGGCAGAGGAGCCAUCCCCCAAGGCGGACCGAAAAUCUGUCACCAUUAACGACUUGGUGCAUCUGAAUGGGAUCUCUGUGACGUUCCUGCCAUCGGACUCACUUUACAAACUGCCAGACAAACUGAAAUAUUCACACUUCUUUAACACCAUCUACUUCUCUGCCAGCUGCGUGCACCAGUUGGGCCCGACAAUGAGACAGAUUGCAGCACCAGACGCUGUGCUUGUCGUGGAGUUGGCCAAGUACAUUUUGGAUCUGACCAAAGAGCAAGUAGCCGGCUUUGCAGAGAAAGUGGUGAGCAUCGCACUGGAGGCUGAAUUUGAGCCGUGGCGUGACGGGAAGAGUGAUGACGUCCAUGCUGUUUUCAUACCACAGAGGAAGUAAAGGUGGUUCAUUUAUUCUGCUCCCAUUGUCAGCAGCUUUUUCACUCUAUGCAACAGUCAAGGUGAUAGUGCCUCACCUCACUUUGUCAUUUAUUCAGUGUCCUAUGCAGACAGAGUUUAUUUUUCCCUCAUAGGAAGUUAACCAAUAAGUAGCUACAUAAAUGUGUGUUCAUGUAGUAGCUGUAGUAACCUUUCCUUGUUUGGAUGACACUGCAAGAAAAUACCAAUUUUAUGUAUACGUGCAUCUUAAUGAAUACAGAUACAAUUGCAAGCGGAUGUAUUUUAAUAAAUGCCAGGCAAACAA